Molecule: messenger RNA, 210 nt
Organism: Strongylus vulgaris
Lineage: Eukaryota; Metazoa; Nematoda; Chromadorea; Rhabditida; Strongylidae
Source: the annotation of a GenBank genome assembly
AUGACAUGCGAAUCGUUACGAAUAGAGCAGGUGGAUGCAAACAUCUUGGAUCGCGAGUAUAAGCAAUUAGUUGAGCAACAACUUUCUGCUCUCGCAAUCGAACUCCCAGUUUCGAUCAGCCGCAUUUGGGAAAACAUUAAGCCUGAAGUACGAUUGCUAAUUGAUGGAGUAUUGUGGACUUCACGAGCUUACAGAGGUAAUCGAUAUUAG